Temnothorax curvispinosus is the source of this 4790-nucleotide messenger RNA. RefSeq names its product 5'-AMP-activated protein kinase subunit gamma-2-like. Bases 1 to 2088 code for a protein of 695 amino acids. The record is from RefSeq and is a predicted model, not a curated record. NCBI's taxonomy places the organism in Eukaryota, Metazoa, Arthropoda, Insecta, Hymenoptera, Formicidae. The transcript is spliced from 10 exons.
AUGCACGGAAUAAGCCACCUAUUGUCCCAUCAUCAUCACGGCACCGACAAUGGCGGCGGCAGCGGCGGCGGCGACACCAGAAGCACCAUCUCCUCCUCCUCCGCGUCGUCGGACAUCCGGAAUCAGGACACGAGGUUCCUGCACGAGCUGUUGAACCAGAAACAGCAACAGCAACACGACAACAGCAGGCUCUUUUUGCACGAGCGACUGUCCCGCGGCUCCGUCAGCUCCGCGUAUUCUUACGGCUCUUCGUCUUACGGCUCCUCGUCCUACAGCUCGAACUCGUCCAAUCAUCAGCAGACCGUGUACCACACGGUCCACGGCAACAUUCAUCAUCAUCCCCUGCAUCACCAUCAUCAUCACUACCACCAGAUCCAUCAUCGGGCGGCGAGCACCGGUAAAGCGUCACCAACCUCGCCCAGCCCGACCAAUGAGCACGAGAAGCAGCAGCAACAGCAGCACCAUCAUCAUCACAGCAUACAGGAGAUGAUACGACAUUUCGGCAGGCGGCUGGGACACAUCAGGCGCCAGAGCGAGAGCCACGAGAGCCCGAAGAAACGCGCGGAGGACUUCAGGAACAGGAGCCAGAGUCUGGACGGCGGUGCCAGGCAUCAUCCCAUCGGUGGUCUGCAAGAGUCCGAUUGCGAGACCACCUACAGGAUCUACGAGAGCAUACUCAGGCAAGGCGCGCACAGAAGAAGUUCAUUGGAUCCUACGGCACGGAGAUUAUCCCUCGGGACACCCGCGAUACCUCACCGAGCAUCCGACGCUUGCCUGGAUCCGGUUCACGCUGCCAUACUCUUCAGGGAUGCGCGAGGGCUGCCGGUGGUGGAUCCCUUCCUGGAGAAAGUCUCACUGUCCGAUCUUGAGGAGGACGAGUCGCAGAUCUUCGUCAAGUUCUUCAAGUUUCACAAAUGCUACGACCUAAUACCGACCAGCGCCAAGCUGGUCGUCUUUGACACUCAUCUACUCGUUAAAAAGGCCUUCUUCGCUCUCGUCUAUAAUGGGGUGAGGGCCGCGCCGUUGUGGGACAGUUCUCGGCAACAGUUUGUUGGCAUGCUGACUAUAACGGAUUUCAUAAAGAUACUGCAGAUGUAUUAUACCAGUCCGUUGGUGACAAUGGACGAGUUAGAAGAGCACGAACUAGAUACGUGGAGAAAAGUCCUGAAGGAUCAAGUCAACCCUCUUGUAAGCAUCGGGCCGGAUGCGUCGCUGUACGAGGCUAUCAGGACCUUAAUACAAAACAGAAUCCACCGAUUGCCUGUGAUAGAUCUCGAUACCGGAAACGUCCUUUAUAUCUUGACGCAUAAGCGAAUACUUAGGUUUCUUUUCCUAUAUAUUCACGAGUUACCGAAACCAUCUUUCACCAACAAAACGCUGAGAGAGUUGAGGAUAGGCACUUUUGAGAAUAUAGAAACAGCUACGGAGGAAACUAGCAUAAUUUUAGCGCUGAAAAAAUUCGUGGAAAGGAGAGUGUCGGCAUUGCCGAUUGUCGACUCCGAGGGAAAGUUAGUGAACAUCUAUUCAAAGUUUGAUGUCAUUAACUUGGCGGCGGAAAAAACAUACAAUAAUCUAGACGUUUCACUGCGCGAAGCAAAUGAACACCGCAAUGAAUGGUUCGAAGGCGUUCAGAGUUGCAAAUUAGAUGAGACAUUGUUCACUAUAAUGGAAAGGAUUGUCAGAGCGGAGGUUCAUAGGCUAGUAGUGAUCGACGAUGAUGAUAAAGUGAUCGGUAUAAUAUCCCUAUCCGAUCUGCUCUUCUACCUCGUUCUUAGGCCUUGUGGUGAGGAUGGCAGUAGCAAUAAAGGUAGUUCUAUAUCGUUGCGAGCACAAGAUUCUCUGCUGUCGAAGGCUCCCAGCUCCGCGCAAUCGGAAACGUCGCUCGCCGACGGCGAAACCGAGCAGGACGCCGCGGAGGCGACGGAUCGCAAUCAGUCCGAGGAAGCGCCGGCGACACCUAGUCCACCGCUAAGCCCAGUAACGUCGGACAUCUCGGAACCUCAGUCGACGCUAGUGAAUCAGACUCAAGAGGCGACGUGGCGGGACGUGAUAAACAUUUGUGUCUCGGGCGUCUCGGGCGGGGAAUGAGACGUCGCCGUUUUCACGUGCCGCCACGCACGGAUUAGAACUUCGAACUGAAUUGACGUCGCUUUUAAUCGCAGCGGCGAACGAAUAACGACUGCAUAUUUGUACAUCCUUUGUUGUUAUCGCUUGCGGUUCUUCGCGAGUACGCAAGUUGAUCGGUGGCACGCGCCACGGAAGAGGGGAGGGCAGGGGAGAUACACGAGAUGCCCGUUUUUAUCGGAGAAGUUAGACGUGGCGCGAUAGCGUAACAGAGGAAUUCGCUGAACGCGACGUUAUGAUAUAACAAACACGAUGCUCUGUAUAGUGUAUAAAAUCACUUAAGCUUAAUUUUUUAUGGUACAAAUGCUACACAGACAUGCUACACAUUAGACGUUCGAGCUUUUCGCCAAGGACCGUAGGUAGCUGCGCCAUUAUUUGCUCAGAAUUGCGAUUCUCCGCGCCCUUCUACAAUCGAGCAAUGGGAAAGAAAGGAUGAAUUUCGAAAGAACCGAGUUUUAGAGGUACGACAAAGUCUUGGAGGUAAAGAAGUCGCAACUUAAUCAUGAUUAUAUUAUUCUUUGUGCGAAUUGUGUUAUUCACCCUUCGUGAAAUGGAGAACGUAGAUAUUCGUUUUGAUCUUGUGUAUAAAUUAGGAUAUAUGAGGUUAAAAAAAAAAUAGUUGUCGAGUAUUCCGCGAUCGACAAAAACGAACGCCUGUCCUCGUACGCGUGAGGCCUUUCACAUUUUUUUUUCUAAACGCAUGAUAUGUCACCGAUCUAAUUAAACGUCUCUUUGAGAUUUUACAUACUCGUUUGUGAAAACCGCUUUUUUUUUCUUUUAUUUCUACCGGAAAGAUGCAUUAGAGAUACCUAAUCUUAAUUACUGAUCUUGCAUAAUAAGUAGAUCCAUUUUAACACCACUCUAUACGUGAAUGGACAUGGUGCUUUUAAGUUUUAUGUAGAAAUGACAUCGUCGAGUAUAUCAACCUGUAUAUUGUUAACACGUAUUGUUAAAGCACAAAUUAUUUCGGAUUAUAUCUGUAACACCCGAAGGAUUGCCUCUCUUCUGUCCUCUUUUUGAUAUAUCAUUUUCAAUGUAUCGUCAGAGUCACGCAAAUGUCGAAGAGUAAAGCGACUGCUCUGUACAAAAAGCUUCUUCAACCUUUUUGGCUUUUAUACUAAAAGAUCAUAACAUUCACAAAACUCUCUCUUGAAACAAUAAGACAGGAUCGCAUUCCCCAUACUAAAGUAAUUUACUAAAAUAAUUUUCUAUUACGAUACGACUAUAGUUUUUCGUGAAUAUUUACGAGAGACACACACACAAAAUUCUUCUACAUUUGUGUCCGUAAAUAACAAGUUAAAAUUGAAAGAAUCGAAGUGAUAUACUCGAUUAUUAAGAUUAUUCGGUAAAUCGGAUAAAAAUACUCGAGUUUUAAUGUGAUAUCUGACCAAAUUCUUAAUUCUAUACAUUGUAUAAUUCUCACUGACGAUACGCGGACUGAUAUAGCAUCCAUUGAUACCGAAAUAAGAUUUUAUAAUUGUAUCGCGAACCGUCUCAAGAGAAUACUGAUGACUUAUUGAACAAAAAUACUUCGAGCGAUUAAUUGCUUUAUCCACGGUACGUAUGACAUUGAUUUUACUUUCAUUGGCAAGUACGUCGAGUUCUCUGUGUGUAGAGAUAGCAAGCGAAACUGCGUAUUAUUGUAUAAAUCCAAUUGCAAUUAUUACUCGCGUCGUAUUGUGAAGGUAACGCAAAUUAUAAUAUGAUGGAGUUUUGAGGGAAUUUGUAUAGCAUCGUUUUACACUAAAAAGGAAGUUCCUUUUAAUGGAUCGAAACAUUCCUGUAAAAUUACGACUCGAGAUAUUUUUCCAAAGCGAUUCCACGUAAUCAAGUUGUUGAGGAUGAGUAUCAACCAGAAAAGUUUUACUUAGAGUUACGUAAAUUGGCUUUCAGUUGGAGUAUAAAUUCGAAAACGUUUGACGCGCAGAUCUUAACUCUUUUCCUUUCACGUAGAAACGCAGGUGACGGUAAUUACUCGAUUUUGAAGGGAAUAGUGCCUGUAAAUGUAGCAAAUGUAUUCCUAGAUACGUUCAUUGGAAUACGCGUAUAUAAAUAUACUAUCUGAGAUGUAAGCGCAGUCGGGAUAAGACAAAGCUAAACAUUUAGUAUUAAUUAACGGGAGGCGUAGUGUGGACGAAGAUUUUUGUACAGCUGAAAAGUAAUAUUUAAUGUGCUGUAGGCGCGCGAACGCGUUGUUUCUUUUCUUUUUAGUACAAAAUGCGUUGCGAUCGUUGCGAGUUGCCACGUUCCACUCUCUUCUACUUAAAGAUACUAAAGAUUACGCUGUAACAUACCGCAGCGUGUACCGCGCACUUGGCUUCGACAUAACUUGUUACUUGUUGAGAGCACAGUAGAGAUUGUCGAAGAAUUAUAUUUAGCUUCUCUCUUCGUUCUACAUAGUAUUAGAGAGACGAGUUUGAGAGGGGAGGUGAGCGAUUGAAUUCUGUGCGCGCUGAAUCCAAGAACCAAAAUACAAGCUCUAUCGAGAUGCGGUAUUAAAUGAUAAAUAAACUGUACAAUAAAUAAUAUAAAUGCAUAUGCAUUACGCGUAGUCAUAACAGAGCGCCGUUAGCGUACUACCCCUAUUACCCCUUCACCUUUGUUGUCCCUUUUUCAAUAUUUAAAACGAGAGAACAGCUUGUCGAGUAAAAAAAAUUAUACUAUGA